AUGGACGCGAAGAAGGGCUCCGAGGAGGCGCCGUUCUUCACAGACUACGGCGAGGCGAGCCGGUACGAGGUCACCGAGGUGGUCGGCAAGGGCAGCUACGGCUUGGUAGCCGCCGCCGUCGACACCCACACCGGCGAGCGCGUCGCCAUCAAGAAGAUCAACGACGUCUUCGAGCACAUCUCCGACGCCACCCGCAUCCUCCGGGAGAUCAAGCUGCUCCGCCUCCUGCGCCACCCGGACAUCGUCCAGAUCAGGCACAUCAUGCUCCCGCCCUCGCGCCGCGAGUUCCGCGACAUCUACGUCGUCUUCGAGCUCAUGGAAUCCGACCUCCACCAGGUCAUCAAGGCUAACGACGACCUCCCGCCCGAGCACCACCAGCUCUUCCUAUACCAGAUGCUCCGCGGCAUGAAGUACAUCCACGCCGCACAUGUCUUCCACCGGGACCUCAAGCCCAAGAACAUUCUCGCCAACGGCGACUGCAAGCUCAAGAUUUGUGACUUCGGCCUUGCUCGGGUGUCUUUCAAUGAUACACCUUCGGCGAUAUUCUGGACGGAUUAUGUAGCAACAAGAUGGUAUCGUGCUCCAGAAUUAUGUGGCUCCUUCUUUUCAAAGUAUACUCCUGCGAUUGAUAUCUGGAGCAUAGGAUGUAUAUUUGCUGAAAUGCUUUCAGGGAGGCCUCUGUUUCCUGGCAAGAAUGUGGUACACCAAUUGGAUCUCAUGACAGAUCUACUUGGCACUCCUUCAUCAGAGUCAAUUUCCAGAAUUCGAAAUGAAAAGGCCCGCCGGUACUUAUGUAACAUGAGAGAGAAAUAUCCUAUUCCUUUUACACAGAAGUUUCCUGGAAUAGAUCCAAUGGCUCUUCAUUUGCUUGAGCGUCUACUUGCUUUUGAUCCAAAGGAUCGACCAACUGCUGCAGAGGCCUUGACAGAUCCAUACUUCACUGGAUUAGCAAAUUCUGAACGUGAACCUAUAACACAACCUAUCUCGACACUUGAGUUUGAGUUUGAAAGAAGGAAGCUGGCCAGAGAUGAUGUUCGAGAACUAAUUUACAGAGAGAUUUUGGAGUACCACCCUCAGAUGUUGCAGCAGUUUCUUUGUGGUGGGGAUAAGGCAAACUUUGUGUAUCCAAGUGGGGUGGAUCGUUUCAAGAGGCAAUUUGCUGAUCUCGAAGAAAGUGCUGCUACGGGUGAGAAGACUAGCCCACAGUUGCGGCAGCAUGCUUCCCUACCAAGGGAAAGAGUAAACGGCAUUGGGGAUGACCUAGAGAGACCAAGUGCGGAUUACUGCAUAAGAUUGCAUGUAUGUGAGCAACCAGCACAUGCAUCAGUAACUGAUUGUCUGAACAAGCCACUCUCAAGUUCUCGUAACUUUCUGAAGAGCGAAAGCAUCAGUGCUUCCCAGUGUGUUGUCAUCAAACAAAAACGAGACAACCAUGAGGAAUCUAUAUCUGAGCAUAUGAACGACGGAGUUGGUGUGCCACAGAGGAUUGAGCAACUCAAAACCUGA
Messenger RNA from Panicum hallii, 1506 nucleotides. RefSeq names its product mitogen-activated protein kinase 16-like. The record is from RefSeq and is a predicted model, not a curated record. Bases 1 to 1506 code for a protein of 501 amino acids. Gene Ontology annotation, cellular component: nucleus; cytoplasm. The transcript is spliced from 10 exons. Lineage: Eukaryota; Viridiplantae; Streptophyta; Magnoliopsida; Poales; Poaceae. Gene Ontology annotation, biological process: intracellular signal transduction; protein phosphorylation. Gene Ontology annotation, molecular function: ATP binding; MAP kinase activity.